Puma concolor (puma) is the source of this 1905-nucleotide messenger RNA. RefSeq names its product zinc finger protein 792 (gene ZNF792). The record is from RefSeq and is a predicted model, not a curated record. Lineage: Eukaryota; Metazoa; Chordata; Mammalia; Carnivora; Felidae. Gene Ontology annotation, biological process: regulation of DNA-templated transcription.
AUGGCGGCGGCUGCGGCGCUCAGGGACCCGGCGCAGGGCUGUGUGACCUUUGAGGACGUGACCAUUUACUUCUCCCAGGAGGAGUGGGGGCUCCUUGAUGAGGCUCAGAGACUCCUGUACUGCGACGUGAUGCUGGAGAACUUUGCACUUAUAGCCUCGUUGGGACUUACGUCUUUCAGGUCUCACAUAGUUGCCCGGCUGGAGAUGGGAGCAGAGCCAUGGGUGCCUGACAGAGUGGACAUGACUUCCGCCAUGGCAAGAGGGGCAUACAGUGGGCCCGGCUCUGAUUUUUGCUCUGGAACAGAGGGUGAGCAUAGUGCGUCUGUGGAAGGAGUGCCACGUGACCGGAAUCUCAAGGCAGCUCCGUCUGGCCAGAAGGACUACUCCUGCGACAUGUGUGGCCUACACUUGAAAGACAUUUUGGCCCUGGCUGAACACCGGGCAGCACAUCCCAGGCAGAAGCCGUAUGUGUGCCAGGCAUAUGGGAGAGAGUUCAAGUCCAGUGCGUACCAUAACCAGCAUCAGAUGCAGCAGGGUGUAGACAAGCCUAUCAGAAGGGAUGAGGACAGGGCCUCCCUCAUGAAGAGCUGCAGAGAUGAUGCAUCAAAGAAACCUUUCACGGUCAGGGAGGGUGGGAAGGACUUUGCGGAUGGGAAGGCCGGAUCCGGCUUCCUGCCGCAUCAGGUCCCUCACAGAGUGGAGGAGCCACCCCGGGACACUGGUGUCGGGGAUCGUCACACCGUCCAAAGCCAUAACAAGUGCAGCGAGUCUGGGAACACUUUCAGUGACAAACGCGCACUCGUUCAGCACCAGAGAACCCACGCUGGAGAAAGGCCUUAUGAGUGCAACAAAUGUGGGAUAUUCUUUAGCCAUGCCUCCGGCCUCCUUCAACACCAGAGAGACCACAACAGAGGAAAGCCUUAUGAGUGCCGGGAAUGUGGAAAGUUCUUCAGCCAACACUCCAGUCUCGUUAAACAUCAGAGAGUUCACACCGGGGAAAGCCCGCACGUGUGCAGCGAAUGUGGGAAGUUCUUCAGCCGGAACUCCAACCUCAUUCAACAUAAGAGAGUUCACACUGGAGAGAAGCCUUAUGAGUGCAGCGAAUGCGGGAAAUUCUUCAGCCAGCGCUCCAACCUCAUUCAUCAUAAGAGGGUUCAUACUGGCAGAAGCGCUCACGAGUGCAGCGAGUGUGGGAAAUCUUUCAACUGCAACUCCAGUCUCAUCAAACAUUGGAGGGUUCACACUGGAGAAAGACCUUACAAGUGCAACGAAUGCGGGAAAUUCUUCAGCCACAUCGCCAGUCUUAUCCAACAUCAGAUAGUCCACACUGGCGAACGGCCUUACGGGUGCAGCGAAUGUGGGAAAGCCUUCAGCCGGAGCUCUGACCUCAUGAAGCAUCAGAGAGUCCACACUGGGGAACGGCCUUAUGAGUGCAUCGAAUGUGGGAAAUUGUUUAGCCAGAGCUCCAGCCUCAAUAGCCAUCGGAGACUUCACACUGGCGAGCGGCCUUAUCAGUGCCCCGAAUGUGGGAAAUUCUUUAACCAGAGCUCCAGCCUCAAUAACCAUCGGAGACUUCACACCGGCGAGCGGCCUUAUGAGUGCCUCGAAUGUGGGAAAACCUUCAGGCAAAGGUCUAAUCUGAGGCAGCACCAGAAGGUUCACAAACCAGACAGGCCAUAUAAGUGCAGUGAAUGUGGAAAAGCCUUCAGCCAGAGGCCUACCCUUGUCCGGCAUCAGAAAAUUCACAUCAGAGAAAGGAGUGCAGAGAAUGUGCUUCCUCCUCCAGCACAACCGUGCGCACUGGAGAUAAGCUCUGAGGGCAGACUUUAUGAGGGGGCCAUCAGCCAGAGGUUGAACCUUGUUCAUCCCAAUGUCCACACUGGGAAGAUUCCCUAUGAAUGCUAG